Molecule: messenger RNA, 1152 nt
Organism: Melampsora larici-populina 98AG31
Lineage: Eukaryota; Fungi; Basidiomycota; Pucciniomycetes; Pucciniales; Melampsoraceae
Exons: 9
Coding region: 1-1152 (383 amino acids)
Biological process (GO): regulation of DNA-templated transcription
Molecular function (GO): DNA binding
Source: RefSeq, a predicted model, not a curated record
AUGACAUGCUCCAAUCCAGACUGUGAGCUUCAAGCUACACCGGCCACCAACCCCAAGAAGCUUGCCAAAAGUGUAGAUUCGCCAUGUACUAUAUCUGGAUGUGAUGGUCAUCAAAUACACAUUGGAUGUCAUGCUCGUUGUCGAAUUGAUCAGGAAGUUGAUGAGAAGGACCCCGACUCUACUGCUACUUGGUCAUUAUUGCGUCAUCAAGGAAUCCACCAUCAUCCAUGGCCAGACUCGAAGAAAGCGGACCCUAUCUCAAAAGAAAAGCUGAAAGAUAGAAUUAUUCAAGACCCAAAGACAGGACCUACGUCUUUGAAGAACGUCUGUGGUACAGGGUACUUGCGCCGAGAUAUCCUAAUAACCAACGGUUUGAUGAGUGAUAAGAAUGACCCCGAAGGCGCCGAUAAAUGGCUUUUAGCAAUUGUUCAUUGGGCAAGGGCAUGCGAAUGGUAUAAAAAGAAACCCAAACCUUACACUGGUGGCCUUCUCUCUGAUGUCACCUAUCAAUUUUUCGAAAACGGCUACCUCUUGACAACAUCGAUGUACAACGACAAGAUUGAAAGAUGGGUUCCUGUCCUGCAAACUUGGCUCCACAAACUUAGCAGGAGUCACUACAAGGCCCAUUUUGUGACUUUAUUACGACAAAUUCAACAAUCCUCCCUCUCUGAGAAAGACAAGGGCCUCUUGUGUGAACAAGUUGUCGACUUCUCACAAGCUCAAAAAGUGGGCUUCAUAGACGCUUACAUGGAAGUUUUCAAUGUCUACGAUUGCGUCUACGAUUGCAACAUCGCACUUUUGAAGCUACACGGUUGCGAGCAACACUUUUUGCAGGCAAUAAACCGCAUCAAGAAGAAUUCCUCAAUAGUUAAGCCACAUUUAAAGGGACUUUGGGUUACGAAAUCCGCCAAAAGAUGGAUUGCCUGGUGGCAAACAGCUGACACUCAAGCGAUGUUAUUUCCAGCUUGGAAACAAAUGGAUCUAGAUGAUCCUCCUUUGGACAGAGAGGAAGUGGAAUCUGAUCCAAAAGGCAAGUGCGGCAAGAAGAAUAAGAAGAAUAAACCACAACGUAGAGCUGAAUUGCCAUCGACUACCAACGCGCAGGAGUCAAUGCAUUGCGUCUAUUAUAUGCUCUGGGCAAAUGUACAAUGA